Messenger RNA from Colletotrichum navitas, 1159 nucleotides. Its product is annotated as NAC domain-containing protein. Gene Ontology annotation, cellular component: nascent polypeptide-associated complex; cytoplasm. The record is from RefSeq and is a predicted model, not a curated record. Bases 131 to 742 code for a protein of 203 amino acids. Gene Ontology annotation, biological process: protein targeting to membrane. NCBI's taxonomy places the organism in Eukaryota, Fungi, Ascomycota, Sordariomycetes, Glomerellales, Glomerellaceae. The transcript is spliced from 4 exons.
CAGAGGUUUGCCCGCAGUCAGUGUUCUGCAAACCCUAUCAAUUUUCUACGAUCUCUCCUUCAAACCACAAGCACUAAACAAUCCCCCACGUCGAGUUGAGAUACCCCUCGUUCUAAACUUUGUCGACAAAAUGGCCAACCCCCGCGUUGAAGAGCUUCCCGAUGACGAGACCAAGAAGGUCUCCGUCGAGGAGCACGAGGACGAGAGCUCCGACUCCGAGAUUGAGGGCGAGGAGGCUGAGGGCCUUCCCUCCGGCUCCACUGCCAUCAUCCACUCCCGCAACGAGAAGAAGGCCCGCAAGGCCCUCGAGAAGCUGCACCUGACGAGAGUGCAGGGCAUCACCCGUGUCACUCUCCGUCGCCCCAAGAACAUUCUGUUCGUCAUCAACAACCCCGAGGUCUACAAGUCCCCCAACAGCAACACCUACAUCGUUUUCGGUGAGGCUAAGAUUGAGGACCUCAACGCCACUGCUCAGCAGGCUGCCGCCCAGCAGCUCGCCGCUGCCGGUGGUGAGCACGACCACGCCGGCCACAGCCACGCUGAGCCCAGCAAGGCCGCCGACGCCGAGACCAAGAAGGACGAGGAGGAGGACGACGGCGAGGAGGUCGAUGCUGAGGGCAUCGAGGACAAGGACAUUGAGCUGGUCAUGACCCAGGCCAACGUCAGCCGGAAGAAGGCCAUCAAGGCCCUGAAGGAGAACGACAACGAUAUCGUUAACUCCAUUAUGGCAUUGAGUAUUUAGCGACGGCUACAGCCAAAGAUAGUUUCUCAAAAUCUCGACAACGGCAAAAAGGAUGGAAUGGGUUGGCAUGUACAAUUCCCAGGGAGUUGACUCCGAAAAGUCUCUUUCGCAAUAAGAUGAUAAUCGGCGUUUUCAUCUCCCCCGUAACUUUCCCUCGUAAGACGCGUAGACAUCAUCCUUGGCCUGUUCAUUUGCAAUCUUGGGAUAUGUUCAAUGGCGGCUUGGGAGAUGGAAUUCAGCUACCCCUCGAUCGUGGGAAUUGGCUCAAACCGAAUUCCUGAGAGCGAGCUCUGCCCCACCAUGCAACCAGUCGCUCGCGCCAACCAGCUGCUGCGGCCGUGUAUCGAUCACGUGACCUUUCAUGUGACCUAGUUCAUCCCGGCUCUUUCUCUGCUCUCCGUUCGGCAAAGUCAAUCA